AGACGUUAUUCGAGUACACAGCUGCUGGCUCUUUAUUUUCUUCGCGGCAUCGCUCUAGUAAAGUUGUUUCAUCUGUGCUGAGUCGCAAAAGUUUUCUUUGUUGUUACACAUUGAUCCGGUAUUGUAUUCGUGGAAUAGUAACAUCCAGCAAUUUACUUCCUCGUGACCACUCGAAAAGAAUCAUCUAUUUUCUCUGGAAAUUCUUUUACUUUUUUUGCCUCACUGACAAAGAUGGAUGAUCCUUACAGUUGCAUCCUGUUCCGCUAUGCCAGUCAAAAUUCACUGGAUGAGAGCUCCCAGAAGCAAAUACCACGACAAAAUGCCAAAGAUAAGGCGACUGGAUCCUACAGAAAUCAACAACAUACAUCCCGAUGCUUCGAGAAGAUGAACGAGAUGAGGAGGCAAAACCUCCUCUGCGACAUAAUUCUCGUGGCUGAAGAUAUUGAAAUUCCAGCGCAUAAGAUGGUCCUAGCAUCUUGCAGUCCUUACUUUUAUGCCAUGUUCACGGGCUUCGAGGAGUCUCGGCAGGACAGAAUAACUCUCCAAGGAGUUGACUUCCAUGCCUUGCAGCUUCUCAUUGAGUACGUGUACACUUCCGUGGUGGAAGUGACAGAGGAAAAUGUUCAGGUACUCCUCACAGCUGCCAAUUUGCUACAGCUCAAUGAUGUCCGGGAUGCCUGUUGUGACUACCUACAAUCCCAACUGGAUCCGAGCAAUUGCCUGGGAAUCCGGGACUUUGCCGAUAUGCAUGGCUGCAUUGAAUUACUGAAUCAUGCUGACGCUUAUGUAGAGCAGCAUUUUGCAGAGGUUGUCCAGUUCGAUGAAUUCCUCAAUCUGACGCACGAGCAGGUGGUCAAUCUCAUUUCCAGCGAUAGGAUCUCAGUGCCAUCGGAAGAAAAGGUGUUUGAGUGUGUAGUAGCUUGGAUUAACUACGAUGUCACCAUGCGUCAGCAAUACCUGGCUGCACUGAUGGAGUACGUAAGGCUACCGCUCCUAUCCCAGGAAUAUUUGGUGCAGCGAGUGGAGAAGGAACCUCUGCUGAAGGGUGACAUUCAGUGCAAAGACUACCUCAUUGAGGCUCUCAAGUAUCAUCUGUUGAAGGGAGAGAUAAAGGCUUCAUUCAAGACUCCUCGAACAAUUCCUCGGCAACCCGUUGGACUGCCCAAAGUACUCUUGGUCAUCGGCGGGCAGGCUCCAAAAGCCAUUCGUUCAGUUGAGUGCUAUGAUUUGCGAGAGGAGAAAUGGUACCAAGCAGCUGAAAUGCCCACAAGACGCUGCCGUGCAGGACUGGCAGUUCUCGGGGAUAGGGUUUAUGCUGUUGGUGGAUUCAAUGGAUCUCUCAGAGUUCGCACAGUUGACGUCUAUGAUCCGUCAACAGAUUCCUGGUCAACUUGCAAUAGCAUGGAAGCACGGAGAUCAACGCUUGGAGUUGCUGUACUAAAUGGAUUUAUCUAUGCGGUGGGUGGUUUUGACGGAUCAACGGGACUUUCAUCGGCUGAAUUCUAUGAUCCACGUAAGCAGGAAUGGCGAAUGAUAGCAUCGAUGUCGAUAAGGAGGAGUUCUGUUGGUGUGGGUGUGGUGAAUGGUCUUCUGUAUGCUGUUGGGGGUUACGAUGGAGCAUCUAGGCAGUGUUUGGCCAGUGUUGAGCGGUACAAUCCUUCAACGGAUGAAUGGUCUCAAGUAGCAGAGAUGAAGGCUCGCAGAAGUGGAGCUGGUGUUGGGGUUUUGGAUAAUAUUCUGUAUGCCGUUGGUGGUCAUGAUGGACCAUUGGUAAGGAAGUCCGUUGAGGCUUACAAUCCUGAGAGGAAUGUUUGGUAUCCAGUGGCAGAUAUGUCAUUUUGUCGAAGAAAUGCUGGAGUUGUUGCUCACGAUGGUCUUCUGUAUGUUGUUGGUGGUGAUGAUGGUACAUCGAAUUUGUCGUCGGUUGAAGUGUACUGUCCGGAAACGGAUACAUGGCGUACACUGACGGCAAUUAUGGGUAUUGGUCGUAGUUAUGCUGGGGUAUGCAUCAUUGAUAAGCCCAUGUGAAUAGAGCAGCAGGGCGCAGCGGCGCGGUAUGCAAAUUGUGGUGGUGGUGAUGAGGAGAAUAGUCAAGCGGAGGGGUGUGGCAAUGAGGGUGCUGUGGGCUAUGCCCAGAACACUUCCCAAAUUAACCAAAAUGCUCCAAUUCACUCCUCCAAUCCACACUAUGAGAACAUCUAUGAGUCCAUUGACCAAUAUGCUGCCGCUCUAGCUGCCCCUGCUGCCCCAGAUGCCCAUGAGGCUGCUCAUCCAUUUCGGAUACAACCACAGCGUUCAACUGGCUAUCGCAAUGAAUUGUACGAUCGCACAGCCGGCUAUGAUGUUCCACGGCAGCUCCGUGGGAGUUUUGCCAGCAAUACCACCAGCAACACCCGAAGGGCUAAUCUGCACCUAGAUCUCAAUCCUAAUAGACCUAGGUACACCUCAGCCAGUCGACCGCAUCGACAGAGGAGUUUCGAUGAUACCGAAUCCUACCACUAUAACAACUACAUCCGCUAUGAGAAUAUCUAUGAGCAGAUCCGUGAAGAUCCCAUCUAUCGGCAAAGUAGCUCAGCUUCAGGUUCCAGGGUUUAUGGUAGACUGGAUGUCAUUGGACAUGGAAUUGGGAGGAUUGAGCGCCAUCUGAGUUCCUCAUGUGGAAACAUCGAUCAUUAUAACUUAGGAGGCCACUAUGCUGUCUUAGGACACUCGCAUCUUGGCACAGUAGGCCAUAUUAGGCUCAAUGCAGCUGCAUCUGGGAGCAAAUGUUGCGACACCAAAGAUGCCACAAAUGGCGUCAAGAGCAGCUAUAGCUUCUUCAGUUGCCUGGGCGGUGAGAAUUCUCAGAGUAUGAACAAUAUCUAUCGAGCUGCCAAUGGCGGUACAGCUCCCAGGGAGAAUUCAGCUCCAGUUGGUGGAUCUUUCCCAACACAGAGACCCACAGGAGCUAUUCCCAAGCAUACAAAGAGCAAGAACAAAGCCUCAGCAUCCAAUCACAAUUCCACCCUCAAUCGCAUCUCAAAAUCUUCUCUGCAGUGGCUCCUGGUCAAUAAGUGGCUACCGCUAUGGAUUGGUCAGGGACCUGAUUACAAGAUAAUCGACUUCAACUUUAUGUUUUCGCGCAAUUGUGAAGGAUGCGGUGAUGCUGGGAGCCAUCAACAGGGUUUGGUGCGCUUCAAUGGACAAGCCGAGAUGCGUCCAAGGGCUGAGACAGAAGGACAGCGUCCAGGAAGGAUUGUUUGCAAUAAUCAGUCUGUGGCUAGGGUUCGGGAAUGUGAAUAUGGCAACAGGAGGGACAAUUGGUGGCCAGAAUCACCAAAAUUGGGAACUUAUGAUGUCCCCCGGGCUCAUAGACAGCAAUCACCGUUCUUAAGAGCACGAUCUGAAAGUCCGAGCAUCGCUCAACGCCCAAAUAUGGCUGAUCCCUUCCGGAACUGGGAGCUCAACACUGAAAAUAAUAGCUUCAGACCAGCAAAUGGCAGAGUGAGAGAUGUUAAGAGGAUUACAGAUGGAACUUUCCGCGUGAAAGACUACAAAGAGUCAAAAGUAACUGCACAAUCUGAGAGAUCAUCCUCUCCAGUUCCAUCAACUUCCCGUGGGCCUGUAAACAGAGUCAAUGUGUCUUCUGACGAUGAAAAAACACCUUCCCAGGCUAUUCUUCCGCCUGGAAAGUCCAAGACCUGCGACGAAAACCCCUCGUCAUCAUCAGAAUCAAUGAGAACAGCCGAUAGAGAUGCAAUGGAGGGCAGUAGUGAUGAUUCUCUGGGAGCCACAGCUUCUUGCCAACAAAUCUCUGAUGUGAAUUCUGACAAUGCCGAAGAGGAUCAAAUAGAUGAUGAUGAUUUUCCGGAGAGUGAUGAAGUGACUCCGACAGAAUCAAAAUGAAAUUAAGGUAUAGAGAACAUUUUCCAUUUACCAUCUCUCCCCUUGACUAUAUACCCCCCAAGAAGAAGAAAAAAAAGAUAUACUUUGUGAGAAAAAAAAAACAUAACGGGACGAAUCAGAGCCAAGAGAGUCUGCGAAAGCGCAAAAUUUAGAGUUGUGAUGAUUUCAUUAUGGGGAAACGCAAGUAGAGGCCUAUCUUAUUAAAUUUUGAGCAAGCUCUCUCUAUCCGGAGCUGAAGAUUAUGAUUGCAGACUUGAGAAAAAUAUUUAACAGGGAAGGGGCAAAGCAAGAAAAAAAAAACAGCAAGAGGUAACGAAUUUUUCUCAUAAUAAAUCUCAUUAUUCAACCUUUUUAUCCAUUCGUAUACUUCAUACUUUUUCACUUGUAAUAUUUUCUUUUAAAAAAAAAAAUCACAUACUUCUAAUGGAGUGUGUAACA
Messenger RNA from Phlebotomus papatasi, 4323 nucleotides. RefSeq names its product ring canal kelch homolog. Gene Ontology annotation, molecular function: protein binding. NCBI's taxonomy places the organism in Eukaryota, Metazoa, Arthropoda, Insecta, Diptera, Psychodidae. The transcript is spliced from 4 exons. The record is from RefSeq and is a predicted model, not a curated record.